CACAACGUCCACAGCAUAUCCCUGCCGUGUAUGCUGUAGGACUAAUCUCACAAAGCACGCCUGACACUAAUCUCACAGUACAUCGCAGCCAUGCAUUCAGAAUAUCUUCACAUGAUUAAUAACAUCUCGUACGAAAGAUGUCCUCUAUAAACGGAUGAAAACGCUGUGACGUUGGAGCGAGUAGCAAAUCGGAUUCUUCGAUCCACCAAUUCUAUCAUCUCCUUUAAAUACAGGUCGAGCAAGCGGACGGACCAAAAUAUCAGAUACGGUUCGCUUCGAACCCGAAAAAGUUGCGUGCAGUGGAUGUCUGGAAGAUACACGUAAUUUCAUUUUUUCACGUUUCCCCACAUACAUAACGACUCAUGUGGCGCGGAAAGUGUUUGAAGAAAGGUCGCUUUGAAAGCUGAACAAAGCCGAAAAGGUUAUACCCAGAGAGCAACCACGACGAGCCAGCGGGUGAGCGAGAGAAAUGUGGAGAAUCUGGAGACGAGUUGGUUCUCUUUCUCCCCUGUUUUCUUCACCUAAAUCGUCUAUUCUUCGCCAGGAUUUGAUACAGGCUCCAUAUAGAUUGAACUUUCUGGGAAUCCUCAGCACAGAAAAUGGGACACCGGCAACUAUUGGAUUUUUCUCCAAAGAGAAAACCCCCUUCAUAGCUUUUGUCUUAGGUGGCCCUGGCAGUGGAAAAGGUACACAAUGUGCAAAGAUUGCAGAGGCCUUUGGGUUUACACAUCUUAGUGCUGGGGAUCUGUUAAGGAAGGAGAUAUCAUCCAAUAGUGAAAAUGGUGCGAUGAUCCUUGCCACAAUUACGGAAGGAAAGAUUGUUCCUUCAGGAGUGACAAUUAAACUUAUUAGGAGGGAGAUGGAAUCAAUUGAAAACAAUAAGUUUCUCAUCGAUGGCUUCCCUAGAAGUGAGGAAAAUCGUAUUGCAUUUGAACGGAUUACUGGAGUUGAACCAAACAUUGUUCUAUUUUUUGACUGCCCUGAAGAUGAGAUGGUGAAACGAGUGCUAGGUCGUAAACAGGGACGAGUUGAUGAUAAUAUAGACACCAUUAAGAAGCGCCUUAAGGUGUUUGCAGCAUUAAAUCUUCCUGUAAUAAACCACUAUACUCGAAGGGGCAAAGUUUACAAGAUCAAUGCAGUAGGAACAAUAGAUGAGGUAUUUGAAAAAGUCCGACAGGUGUUUGAUGAUUGUAAGCAGAUGAUCAAGUGAAAAUAAAAAGACGAAAAAAUAUUGGAAAAGGCGACAGAGGGGACUGAUCCUAGUUAUUUUUUGUCAGUUUCCUUGCGUCUCUUCAAGGAGUCAGCUUGAUCAAUAAAGUUUGCCAUCUUAUUCUGGAGGAUUUGGCUAUAGAGGAAAGAAAAAUAGGAGAGAAUACACUCUGCUCUCAACGUUACAUUGUUUUUUGUUCUUAUUUUUUCCCCUACUUGAUUAUUAAUGUAUAGCUUUAGAUGUAACGAUGUGCAAGUGCAACCACCCUCUGGCUUUGGGGGAAUUUUCUGUAGCUUGAAUUCAUCUUUUGGUAUCCAGCUCUUGUUCAAUGGUUAA
Molecule: messenger RNA, 1546 nt
Organism: Nelumbo nucifera (sacred lotus)
Lineage: Eukaryota; Viridiplantae; Streptophyta; Magnoliopsida; Proteales; Nelumbonaceae
Source: RefSeq, a predicted model, not a curated record